Anthonomus grandis grandis is the source of this 5155-nucleotide messenger RNA. RefSeq names its product protein lingerer (gene lig). The record is from RefSeq and is a predicted model, not a curated record. The coding region runs from base 195 to 3893 and encodes 1232 amino acids. Lineage: Eukaryota; Metazoa; Arthropoda; Insecta; Coleoptera; Curculionidae. The transcript is spliced from 20 exons. Gene Ontology annotation, molecular function: protein binding. Gene Ontology annotation, cellular component: cytoplasm; nucleus.
UAAGAGAAACAUGGAUACCCCACUGAAGGAAAGUGAAUUUAACUGUCAGUUUUUGAAUUCGGCGGGUGCGCCGCCAUCUUGUCGCGGUCCAGUCACGUGACCCGUGUCAGUUCUGUCAAAAGUGCGUUGCGGGGACAGAAAAUAUUCAGAUAGUUGUAAAUAGAACCACUGUACAUACUGUACAAAACAAAAAGAUGAGCUCGAGCGGUCGACCCACCUCCAAAGGUGGUAAAGGGACAAAGGUCGAGAAAACUCACAAAACAGAUGGAAAGCCAGACCCCAAAAAAGGUGGAGGCGAUAAAAUUCACAAAGAGACUCAAUUGUCAAAAAAUGACGAGCUCAGCAUCAAAGAGAAGGUCAGACAACUGAUGGAUCUGACACGUCGUACAGAGGACGAAGUUUGUCUCGCUUUGCACGAAAACGACAAUGACCUCAAUCUGGCUAUUAAUUUUCUUUUCGAGGAAAUAACAACGGGCGAAUGGGAGACUAAAGACAAAAAGAAGAAGAAACGUCAAGCGUCCGCCGGCAAACAAGACAAAAAGAAUAACGAGGAAUCGGGAGGCGGAGGAGGCGGCAGCGAUGAUUGGGAGGAGGUACUACCUCCCAUCUCCAAUAACACUGGAGGAGGAGGAGGAGAUGGAAAAGAGUGGAAAGAGCGUGGGGGUCGUCGAGAGGGUGAGCAGCGGGGCGGCCGUGGUGGACCGCCCCGCGGCGGAAGGGGCGGCUGGCGCGACGAUGGCGGCUCCAACCGGGGCGGCGAUAGACGCGGAGGCGGCCGGGGCGGCAGCACCAGAGGCGGCGGCGGUGGCGGUAGGGGACGCGGAGGCGGCCGAGGUGGAAGAUAUCCUCCGAGGGGCGGCAGAGGUGGCCCGGGAGGCGGUCGCGACUAUAAUCGCCAACCGAUCGAUACGUGGGAUAAUUCGAACACGUGGGACAACAGCACGGCUGCCACUACGAACCAUACAGCACCGAUUGCAGACGACUGGGACGAUUUCCAUACGGACGAGUGGUCGACCGAGGAGUAUACCGGGAGCCUCGUGGAGACCAAAGUGUUCACUCCCAGUACGACGCAGCAACAGCAGGACGGAGGGGGCGGCGGCGGUUUACAGCAGUUAGAACAGCCGCCCCAACCGCCCGUUAACAAUAUCGACCAUUCAUCCGGAUCCACGCAGUUGGACGCCAAUACGUACAGUCAAUCGUUGCAGUACCAGUCGGUACCGCAGAUGCCCGCUCAGCAAACGAGUCCAGUGCCGGCCGCGAUGGUCGGACGUCUAACGGACGCGCAGACUCAGUACUUUUCGCAAUUGUCUCAGCAGAACAACGAGGCACUGAGUAAACAGUACGGAAGUGGGACGUAUCAGGCGCAGACUCAAAACGCUUACGAUGGCACGAAGGCGAAUGUGCAACAGGUGUACAAUAGUUCCGUUCAAACCUACACUCCGAUCACGCAGUCGUACAGCGCGAGCGCUCAACAACAGUGCGCGUACGGAAGCGGCGUGCAACAACAGCCGGCGCAAACGUACAACGCGGCCGCAGUGUCCCAACAGCAAUCGUACAACAACAGUAGCGGCAGUGGGGCGGCUGUUGUUCAGCAGCAGCAGCCGUACGCCCCCCAAACGACCGUCGUCAGUCAGCAACAGCAGUACGGCGGUACCGCGCAGAGUUACGGUUCUGCCGCAGCGACGGUUCAGCAAACCGGUUACGGUUACGGUCAGCAGCAGGAGGUGGUAGGGGGGCAGCAGACGCAGCCGCAACGGUCCAAGCAGAGGGCGAGGGUACCGCCACCGUCCAAGAUACCGGCAAGCGCUGUAGAGAUGCCCGGGGAUCUGAACAGCAGUAUUACCUAUUUGGAUGUGCAAUUCGGCGCGCUGGAUCUCAUGGAUAAUUCGUUCGAAUCGAAUGCCGCCUCGGAGGUGAAAUACGGAACUGAUACGUCCAGAAAUUCGACGGUAUUGGAAGGGAAUUCCCAUUCGACGCCGACGAGCGGGCUGGACCUAAACUCGUCGGGUACCGCGGGACCCAAUCAAAGCGCGAUAGAGACCGUUUACAAUGCCCCAACGAAAAACGGUACCCAGAGCAGUAUUAGUUCGGCGUUAUCGCAAGCCCUGUCAAGUGAUAGCAUUCCACAACAAUCGUCCGAGCAUCUGAGCUAUAACAGCGGCAACAAGGUGCAACACAACGCGUCACAAGGGUCGGCGACGACGUCGGUGCCAACCGUAACGACGCCCUCCGGUUUAGACUUGAACAAGCAAGCGAACGACGCCCACUCGUCGUAUAACUCGCAGGCGAAUUACAACUCGUAUCAAUCUAAGAGUAAUAAUUAUACGCCUUCGGCCUAUAAUACCACUCAAACCACGGCAAGUUCCUACGUCAACCCGUCCGCGACGAGUUACCAACAGGUGGCCAGUUCGGGUUACGCGAGCCAAAACUCGGCGCCGACGCAGAGCGCGAACGCGGCGUACGCCGGCGCCGCGACGCAGGCCGCCGCCUAUCAGAACGCGAACUCGUACCAACCGACCGCUCAGCAACAGCAGCAGCAGCAGAGUUACGCCUCGUCCGCCCAAGGACCGACUUCUUAUGGUGCUAAUACUGGUUUAACGAACAAUUCGAGCUACUCGUCGAGCAGCCAAUACAGCAGUUACAAUUCAAGUGGUGGUGCCGGUAAAUUGGGCAGCAAAGAGAAUUCAUACGACAACAGCGUAUCGAGUGCGACGGUGGUCAGCGGUACCUCCAGUACGACGUCGAAUAAUGCGGCGGCCGUUUCUAGUGCGGGUGGCGCCCUCUCAUCUCUCAGUCAGUCUACCAUUAGUAGCAGUAAGUCUACGGCCACUCUUGCGAAAAAUACGACAAGUGUGAUGUCGAACAUCCCUCCGGGGGUGGCGGCCCCCGUGAUGAGCACCCCGUAUAUUAUGGGACAGAUGCCCUAUUUCCAGCAACCCGUUUAUUCCUACGAAGAUGUGCAAAUGUUGCAGCAACGGUUGCCCCACAUGCCCUCUUACUACGACAUGGGUUAUCAGACGCCGACGACGUUGGCGACGGUGCGGGGCGACCCGACCGUGGCCGCCGCCCUGGGCGGUUAUCCGGCCACGGCCGCCGACGGGCGGUUCCAGACGGGCGGCAGGGCGACCGACGGCACCACCUCCCCGGUACCGAACGCCGCCUCGCAGCAACAGCAGCAGCAACAGCCGCAACAGAUCUUGGCGACGCCCGGCGCCGCUCAGCCCUACUUCUUUACCGCCUUUAAUGCUUUAGGGGCGCCGCCCAAUUAUCCGCAGUUCGGAGCCAUGUACACCACGCAACUGCCGGCCGUGACGAACGCGCACGGUUCGAGCGCGAACAGUCAAUACGGUCCGAAACCGGGAACGUACGGGUCGGCGGCCGGUUACGGCGGCUACGACGCGUUGGGACAGUCGGCGGCUGCGCAGGACUACGCGAAGGGCGGCUACUCGGCGGCGGCGGCAGCAGCUGCGGCCGCGGCCGCUCAACAGGCCGCCGCCCAAAAGGGCGGCCAAGGGAACUCGACCACCGCCGGAUCGGUCGUGGGCAACGAUCUCACCGCCGCGAUGUACGGCAAAUCGCAUGCCGCACUAGGGAAAGUCAAUUCGUACGAGAAACAAGGUUUCCAUUCGGGGACGCCGCCUCCGUUUACGGGAGCGUUGAGUCAGAGCGCGGGCACCGGAUACGCCCCGGCCCAAGUCUACAUCCCGACCAUGCCCCAGCAUCAUUCGACGAUGGCGAUGCACCAGCCCUUGCAUCAGAUGGAUGUGAGGCACCAAGGCAGACGCGCGGACUCGGGCAAUUCGAGCAGUCAACGAUCGCAGGGUUCCAACCAGUCGAAGUCGGGGUCAAAACAGGGCGGCUACGGUGCCGCCUCCUACUGGAACCAAAACUGAACCGCAACAAUAAGAAGAAGCGACCGCAAAAGCUGCCGCCGCCUUUCCCAUCUUUCCCCGCGCCCUUUUUCCUUCUCCCCUUAUGGAUAUUUUUCUGUUAGAUAGCUUUUGAUUAGUAAGGAUAGUACGUGUAUUGUAUUAUUAUGAUUAUUAUUUUUUAAUUACGAAUAACUAUUAUUAUUAUUAUUAUUAUUAUUAUCGAUUAAAUGGGCAGUUUUAGAGUGCUUUUUAUAUUAUGUCGGAGAAAGCGUUUCGAGACGCCCGCGCUCUUGUAUUUAUUUCCUUUUUUUUUCACUUUUAAGCGGGGACGCUUGAUUUCCUCGAAGACUACGUUAGAGUACUUUAUUAUGAUUAAUUUUUUUUUUAAAGGUCUUCUUUUACCUGUUAACACUUAAGGAUAGGUUUUUUUUUUACUUUACUGGAUUUUUUUUUUUUUUUUUGACUGUUAAAUUUGGAAUGAGUUAAUUUUAGUUUUGUGAUUGGGGAACGGUCGGGACGUGCGGCGCGGCCUGAAAAGUCAAUUUCACUUAGGUAAUGGACUUCGUGAAUUAAUUUUCUAAACUAAUCUGAAGAAUAAACAAAAACGGUCGCUUAAUGGAAACUUUGUAAAUAUGGCUUUCAUGACACACACACACACACAAACAUACAUACAUAAACACAUAAUUUGGUCCCGUUAGAGAGCAGCGCAACGCCUGUUAAAUUAAUGUAUAUUUAGUAUUUAGAAUUAUUGUGUUUUGGAAAUUUCAUGUCUCCCCACCACAAUAAAAUCUAUCUAAACGUGUAGGUAAAGUUGCCGCCUAUUAUUAUUAUUAUUAUUAAUAAUUAUUAUAAUUAUAUUAAGCAGCGGUCUCGUGACUGAGUCCCUUCCCUUACUCCUCUCCCCCCCACUCCGGUGAUGCUGUAUGGGUACGUGUCUCUGGAAGAACCGAUUCUUUUUUUAAAAAGAAGAGUUUCGGUUUUUUGGACGUCGUUAGACAAAACGUUAAGGGUUGCAGACGUUUCUCAUUUUUUUUUUUUUGUUUAAAGUUGAGCAGAGGUGCCUCCCGUUUAGUGCGACCGUGAGGUUUUUUUUUAUUGAAUUUUACAACUAGAUAGACUUAAAAAUAAUAAAAAUUGUCUCGUGUACCUAUUGCUGAUUUGUAUCAUAAAUGCCCUCUCCUCCCUCUCACUAUUAUUGUAGACACUGUAUAUGUGUAGUUUUGUUUUGUAUUUGCUAACUUAUCAAGACGUUUUUUGAAAGAAAUACACAUGGAUAUGUCUUA